AUGGAUGCAAAUGACAUUAAGCAAGCUCCACAAAAUUUAACCGUCUGGAUAGUCCGGUCUUCGGCCCUGGAAUACGGAGAGAAGAACGAGCUGCACGUCGUCGCACUUUGCCCUGGUCUGGUCUUCGGCCCUCUGUUGCAGCAUGUGGCGGUCAAUACCAGCAGCAAGGUCCUCGUCUACAUGAUAAAAGGAGGCCCUGACACGAUGAACAACAAGUUCUUUCCCAUCGUAGACGUUCGCGAUGUUGCCGACGCAUUGCUCCUAUUGUACAACAAGGCAGGGCCAUCUGAGAGAUACAUAUGCUCACUGGACCAAAUGGACCUAAAGGAUUUGCUGGCAAUCAUGAAGAACAUGUACCCUAGCUACACUUAUGCAGACAAGAUGGUUGAUGUGGACUUUAACGUCGGAGUCACUUCGGACAAGCUGAAGAAUUUAGGGUGGAAACCAAGGAAGAUGGAGGAGACACUCGUGGAUUGUAUCGAGUCCUACGAAAAAGCAGGGCUUCUUGGGGUUACAGACGACGAACCAUGCCGGCUUCCAUUCAUCUACCGAAUGCCGCCUAUCCAGGAAUGAGAAUGAUCCCAUAAUUGUGCCAUUGAUUCUGCAUUUGGCCUGAAACAUCAUGAAAUGUGUUUUGCAAAAAUAAGCACGGGUUAGGUCUCUAUUUCUCGACUCCUCCACUAGUCCAUUCAGGAUGGAUGCAAAUGUAAAAAUUGUGCAUUUGUGCUCACUUCCGUCAAGAGAAAGCGGACUCUGGAGGAGUACUCUAAAAGCA
Molecule: messenger RNA, 775 nt
Organism: Triticum dicoccoides
Lineage: Eukaryota; Viridiplantae; Streptophyta; Magnoliopsida; Poales; Poaceae
Product: cinnamoyl-CoA reductase 1-like
Exons: 4
Coding region: 1-573 (190 amino acids)
Molecular function (GO): oxidoreductase activity, acting on the CH-OH group of donors, NAD or NADP as acceptor
Source: RefSeq, a predicted model, not a curated record